AUGGCAAAAUCGGAAAAAUCUUUUGAAUCGGCUGAAGCGGCUAGCAAGCCCUCUGUCGAGACUGUGGAGGAUGAUGCUUUCGACUUGGGUGGAAUUGAGAUGAAUCCAGCGAAGCGAGUGGCGAAGAGAGAGUCGCCUAGUAGCGAACCUGGACGUUUCCAGCGAGCAGAGGGAGGGCGAGUAAGUUCUAAUGAUGAUGCGUCGACGCGCUCCGCGCCGGUUGGCAUUACUGGUGUUGGAGAAGAAGGAGGUAAGCCUAGCAACUUGGCGACUGUGUUUGUGCCCGAAAAAGGAUUCUACGACCACCACUGCUGCGGUAUCAUUGGUAGUUCCAAGAGGGACAGGUUUUGUUUGAUAGACCCCAGGAAAUGUUCCAUCAAGUCUCACGACACCAAGUUUGAGGUGGAAAUGGGACACGCAUAUGUUGGUAUUCGUGACCACCCCACCAAGCCGGUUGGAUUCAUGACUCCAUGUGUAGACUUGGCCCAGGUCGACCCCGGCAUCAAAGCUGAGGUCGAAUCAUGGGUUGACAAGUUCCUUCAUGUGGACGCUCUUAUCUUGGCGAUGGAAGAGCGCAAAUCGACCGUCUACAAGUCGGUAGCAGACGAAGCCGCAGCCGUCAAAUGGUCGUCAGAAGUGUCCCCUCCCAAGUUGAAGACAGUUGAUGAAAUAAUCAAGUCAGCCACUGAUGUCUCCACUCCGUUGAAGAUGGACUUCAAGCUUCGCAAGGAGGAAAACAAAGUCAAAACGGCGAGUGUCAAACUCGACGCUUUGUUUGAGCAAGAAACCAAAAACGAGCUACCAUCGCCGGACGACAUCCAGAACAUGGUCGCGGUUGGAGACUUUGCCCAGCUCGCUCACAACCUGGUCAAGGCUAUUGGAAGUCAGCAGAAACAGAUCACCAGCCUAGGCGCCGCUCUAGAGGAAUCCCACGCUCGAGAUUUAGACCACAUCAACAUCCUCGAGUCUCUUGGAUCGAGCAUUCGACUUUUGAGCUCGAAGGUGGGAGACCGUCCUUUAGACGAAAAGAGGAGGAAGAUUUAA
This is a messenger RNA of Seminavis robusta, 1044 nucleotides long. Lineage: Eukaryota; Bacillariophyta; Bacillariophyceae; Naviculales; Naviculaceae. The record is from the annotation of a GenBank genome assembly.